AGGAGAGAUGAAGAAGACAGGAGAGCUGUGGAUGAAUAGACAACACUAUAGGGAGCAAAGGGGAGGGAAAGUAACAGAUGGACUUGUGAGGAUUAGAGGAAUCUGGGUGGGUUUCUGAUGGAAACUCAACCCAAGACAGAGGAGAGAGCAAUGAGGGAGCGCAGAGGAAAAGGUGAAGGAAACCGAAUCCGUGUUGGAGGAGGAGAGGUGAUGGAAACGCAAAACACGGUGGUCAUCCAGACAAAGACAGCGUGAGAGUCAGUUGACAUUAAUCUCAUCCACCUAACCCUGCAAAGAUUAACAGAGAUAACAGAGAUUACCAGGCCCAGAGGUAUAGAGGCCUGAGAUACCAGACUAAUCACUCCUUCGCAAGCUCAAUCCCUCCUGGGGACAACCUGGGGAACAGGUUGUUGGAGGACGGGAUGUGCCCAGAGAGCGCGUGUGAUUAGUCGCAAAAUCCGCAGGAUAAGAUUUAGACGUUUAUCUUCAUCCGAUAGAAGCGAAAGUCAUCAGACCAGAAAAGGAUCUGAGACGUGAUGGGGUAGAGUCGCAGCUCGGCGAGGAGAAUGUGUGGAGCCAAACAUGUUGCCUGGCUGGUGCCGUAACAUCGAGAAGAAAAGGAAGAUCUGAUGAACUACUUUGCUGAAGCAGGAGGAGAGCUGGAGUUCCUCCUGCAACCUCUGGCCUGCACAUCUGUCUCUGUCUUACUCACUGGAAGUGAUUAAAUCCCAGUACUUCAUCUGCCUCCACGCUGUCCUCUGACCUCCGCUCAUAUCGACUCUUCUCCUUCCUCAAGCCCCCGCCCUCCCUUCAUCUCUCCACCCGACCUCUAACCUUUGCUCCACUUCUCAAGCAUCCCUAAUCCCCCCUCUCUUCCUGUCUCUUCUCUCCUUCCUACCAUCCAUGAACAUCUUGACUUGUCACUGCGGUGUCACGGAAACCCCUCGCUCCUCUCAUCCUCAUCCUGAUUGGUCAACAAAACCUGUCAGCCAUUUUUGAACCAAAAUCAACUCUCAAAGUGAAACCGAAGCACACUCUCUGGUCAUUCCUCCCCUGAGUUUCUCCUUCCUGUUGAGAAGCAACAAUGUUGGAGAACAUGUCCAGACGUAACCGCUCCCUGCUGUCACUCUCCCUCACCUCACUGGCCCUCACCCUGUCCGUGUUGGCGUUCUGCACCUCCUACUGGUGUAUAGGAACGCACAAGGUGGUGAAGCCUCUCUGCCUGUCACCUGUCAAGUUGAAGAACUGCGGGAUGAACAACAGCCAGCCGUACACCACAGAGGCCCCCACCCCGGACCCGAGGCACCCGCCCUCCAACGUGACGCUGUCUCCGCUGCAGAAGGAGGAGCUGGCCAGGAUAAAGAAGAAGCAGAUGGCCAACGCCGUCCACUACAUCUGGGAGACGGGCGAAGACAAGUACAUGCAGCGCUACUUCCACACCGGCUUCUGGCUCUCUUGUGAGAAGCAUAACGAAGGUGAAGAUCAGGAAGAAAAGUGUCGCAGCUUCAUUGAGCUGACACCAGGAGAGACACAAGGUGUCCUGUGGCUUUCGGUCAUCAGUGAGUUCACGUACAUUGGUCUUCUGGCCAUGGGCUUCCUGCUGAUGUGGGUGGAAUCAAUUUGCCUCUGUGCCAAGAGGGAGAUGAACGCCCUCAAGAUCAACGCCUUCGCCGCCAUGUGUACUGUCCUCUCAGGUAUGAUGGGGAUGAUGGCACACAUGAUGUACACCACAGUGUUUCAGAUGACCAUUGCAUUGGGCCCAAAAGACUGGAGGCCACAGACCUGGGACUAUGGGUGGUCUUUUGCCAUGGCGUGGCUGUCCUUCAGCUGCUGCAUGGCGGCUGCUGUGGCCACGCUCAACUCCUACACCAAGACCAUCAUCGAGAUGAAGCACCGGGCCCGGGUGAGGCUGGAGGAGGCUCGCGCCGCUGCCUGCGCCCCCUCCUACGAGGAGGUCGUACGAGCCGGCGGCGGAGGCGUUUACUCCGUCAGUCAGCUGAUUCAGCUCGGCCAGCAGGGGGCGCUCAUGGACCCUCUGUGGCCCAGAGGAGUGGGACCGGCUGUCGGAUGUGGAAUGGGAGGGGGAAAGCUGGUGGACCCUCAUGGUAUGGUGGUGGUGGAGGGAUGUGGCGCUGAGGGAUGUGAAGACUGCGAACGGGAGAUGGACGAGAUAGAUUACGCUCUGCAGGACGAGAGAGAGGGCUCACUCUGCUAAGACUUCGGGGGACCGAGGUCUGUGACAAUAUCUUGUCAGGAUUGGCUCUUCAUAUCGCAUUUGAAAACUACAUUCCAAGACUUGAACAUAUACCUUCAAAAACCUUUGUUUUUUUUGUAUAUAUGCAAUUUUCAAAUGAUAAUUGUAGCAUUUCUAGACAGUUUUCAAGUUACACAAUGAUCAUUUCAAGCUGUGUCAUUCAAUUUCUUGACCACUAAAGGGACAGAAAGACUCCAAAUCAAACUCACGGCUCCAAUGCAGUGUUGGUUUAUCACGUUGUUACGGCUAACAAGUGAGCAGAUAAUCACGUACAGUACUUACACAUCCAGCAGACACGGAGCAACAUUAUCAUCCCGUUGCAGUCAUUGCAAACUUCUAUUGUUAUGAGGAAGUUUGGUAAAACUCGUAAGACUCAACCGUCAAGUCUAUGUGCAGAAGAAGAACCAAAACAAUUGGCUAAAAGAGGCUAAAAGCUGCAUAGAGUCAACAACUGUUGAUGUUUUGAAGCUCAUUUCUUUUCUUUUUUUUUAAAGGAAGUUGUCAGCAGUUGGAAUCACAUGAAGACCAAAACACAAAAAAAAUUGGAAAAAGUGUAUAAAAUGUUUAAACUAUGGCAUCUCUUUUUUUAACAACAAUGUAGUUUUAAUUGUAUUUUUUAAAUAUGUUAAAAGGACCAAAAGGCAAUAAUGUGUGACCACGUCAAUAGAAGGCUGUGUCUACUAUAAUUUUAUAUCCUGUUAAAAUCCCGUUAAUACUUGUAUCAGUACAUUUUGAGGUAAUUCUUUUUUAUGUCGAAGACUGGCUGUUCUAUAUGUCUCAUGAGAAAUUUGCUAACACAGGCUGGAUGUACACAGAACAUCAGAGAAUAAAACAACAUGGGCGGCUGUGGCUGUGGCUCAGAGGGUAGAGCUGGUUGUCCACCAAUUGGAAGGUCGGUGG
Sebastes umbrosus (honeycomb rockfish) is the source of this 3154-nucleotide messenger RNA. RefSeq lists its product as uncharacterized. Gene Ontology annotation, cellular component: plasma membrane. The transcript is spliced from 8 exons. The coding region runs from base 1085 to 2215 and encodes 376 amino acids. The record is from RefSeq and is a predicted model, not a curated record. Lineage: Eukaryota; Metazoa; Chordata; Actinopteri; Perciformes; Sebastidae.